Sitodiplosis mosellana (orange wheat blossom midge) is the source of this 515-nucleotide messenger RNA. RefSeq lists its product as uncharacterized. The record is from RefSeq and is a predicted model, not a curated record. The transcript is spliced from 7 exons. Lineage: Eukaryota; Metazoa; Arthropoda; Insecta; Diptera; Cecidomyiidae. The coding region runs from base 35 to 373 and encodes 112 amino acids.
AUUCAGAAGUGUGGUGCAUAAAGUGUUCGAAACAAUGAAAGCCAUUAUUAUUUGUACGGUGCUGAUGAUGAUUGUUCUUGUUGCCGAUGUUGGGGCUGGAUAUUUGGGCGGUGGUGGCUACAGCGGAUACUCCAAUUAUGGUGGAUUUGGUCAUGGGGGUGGUUACGGUGGUGGUUACGGUGGAUACGGGGGCAACGGGGGCUACGGUUCUUCGUAUGGUGGCUACGGUGGCGGUGUCAGCACAAUAAAGGUUAUACGCGUAGGUGGAGGUGGCUACGGAGGACAUGGUGGAUAUGGAGGCUAUGGGGGAUAUAGUGGGGGCGGAGGAUUUGGACACGGUUAUCGUAGCGGUGGCUAUGGCCAUGGCUGGUAAUUAAACACUUGACGCGAGAACAUUAGACGGAUUUACUGUGUUUGAUAAGCCUUCGGUUCGAGACCCGUUUACCAUCAAUUUCUAUACAUUACUGUCGAACUGUGUGCAUGAUAAUAAAUUUUAACAAAUAAAAUUUGUUUGG